Molecule: messenger RNA, 3105 nt
Organism: Knipowitschia caucasica
Lineage: Eukaryota; Metazoa; Chordata; Actinopteri; Gobiiformes; Gobiidae
Source: the annotation of a GenBank genome assembly
AUGGCGGACGCCUUCGGAGACGGGCUGUUCAGCGUGUUUGACGAUGAACAAACAAAUACUAACAAGAAGAGCUCUUUACCAGCUGCUAAAGACACCGGUAUAUCUUCAAACAAAGCUGGUUCUGAUAACGAUGUUGGUCCAUCUGGCCGAGUAAAGAGAGGAGGAGGAGACUCUGCAGAGGAUGUGCUGUUGACGAAGAAACCUCGAAAUGAAACCGUUUCCACCAACGAACUCAAUCUUGCAGAGCUUAUGCCUCAGGUGAAAGUUGAACAGGUUGACACAGUGGAAGGAUGCUCCCACGAGGUCGCUCUUCCUGCUUGUGAUGAAUACAAGCCUUUACGUCCCAGAGUUGGAAAAGCUGCCAAGGAAUACCCGUUUAUUCUUGACCCCUUCCAACGUGAAGCUCUUCUCUGCAUUGAUAACAACCAGUCUGUCCUUGUAUCGGCUCAUACGUCUGCGGGAAAGACCGUCUGUGCGGAAUAUGCCAUUGCACUCGCACUCCGAGAGAAACAGAGGGUCAUCUUCACCAGUCCCAUCAAAGCUUUGUCCAACCAGAAAUACAGAGAAAUGUAUGAAGAGUUUCAGGAUGUGGGUCUGAUGACCGGAGACGUCACCAUUAACCCCACAGCCUCCUGCCUCGUCAUGACCACAGAGAUUCUAAGGAGCAUGUUGUACCGAGGCUCUGAGAUCAUGAGAGAAGUGGCUUGGGUCGUGUUUGACGAGAUCCACUACAUGAGAGAUUCAGAGCGCGGUGUCGUGUGGGAAGAAACCAUCAUCCUUCUCCCCGACAAUGUGCAUUAUGUUUUCUUGUCAGCCACUAUUCCCAACGCCAGACAGUUCGCUGAGUGGAUUUGCUACCUCCAUAAACAGCCUUGCCACGUCGUCUACACCGAGUACCGUCCGACUCCUCUGCAGCAUUAUAUAUUUCCAGCAGGGGGCGAUGGACUCCACCUUGUUGUAGACGAGAAUGGCGACUUCAGGGAGGACAACUUCAAUACCGCGAUGCAGGUUUUACGAGACGCCGGUGACUCUGGAGGCAGCAGCGGCGGCAAAUGGGAUCCACGAGGACGCAAAGGAGGGACUAAAGGACCAAAUACUGUUUUCAAAAUAGUGAAAAUGAUCAUGGAGAGAAACUUCCAGCCUGUGAUCAUCUUCAGCUUCAGCAAAAAGGAGUGUGAGGCGUACGCGCUGCAGGUCGCCAAGCUGGACUUCAACAAAGAUGAGGAGAAGCGUCUUGUGGAGGAGGUUUUCAACAACGCGAUCGAUUGUCUCUCAGACGAAGACAAGAAACUCCCUCAGGUUGAACAUGUUCUGCCUUUGUUAAAGCGAGGCAUCGGGAUCCAUCACGGAGGACUUCUGCCGAUCCUCAAAGAAACCAUCGAGAUCCUGUUCUCUGAAGGUCUCAUCAAGGCGCUGUUUGCCACUGAGACGUUUGCGAUGGGCAUCAACAUGCCGGCUCGAACUGUGCUGUUCACCAGCGCUCGCAAGUUUGACGGAAAAAAUCAUCGUUUUAUUUCCUCGGGGGAGUACAUCCAGAUGUCUGGUCGUGCCGGAAGAAGAGGAAUGGACGAGCGAGGAAUCGUUAUAUUUAUGGUGGAUGAGAAGAUGAGCCCAGCUAUCGGGAAGCAGCUGCUGAAGGGCUCUGCGGACCCUUUAAACAGUGCCUUCCAUCUGACCUACAACAUGGUCCUGAACUUGCUGCGUGUGGAGGAGAUCAACCCCGAGUACAUGUUGGAGAAGUCCUUUUACCAGUUCCAGCACUACAGAGCUCUGCCGGGCGUCGUCGAAAAGAUGACGAAGCUGGAGGAGCAGUACCACGCCAUCGAGAUCCCCAACGAAGACAGUGUCAUUACUUACUACAAGAUCAGACAACAGCUGGCCAAACUCGAGAAGGAAAUCCAAGAGUUCAUCCACAAACCGAAGUUCUGCCUUCCCUUUCUACAGCCUGGUCGUCUCGUCAAAGUGAAGAAGGAAGAGGCCGACUUCGGUUGGGGGGUUGUGGUCAAUUUCUGCAAGAAAGCUAACACUAAGUCCACUGCAGAGUCGGAGCCCCUGUACGUGGUGGAGGUUCUGCUUCACUGUAGCAAAGACAGCGUCAAAGAUGCUGCAACAGAAGCAGCCAAACCCGCAGCUCAGGGGGAGACGGGGGAGAUGCAGGUGGUGCCAGUGAUGCUCCACCUCCUCACCUCCAUCAGCUCUGUUCGUCUGUACAUCCCCAAAGACCUGAGGCCUUUCGACAACCGGCAACUCAUGCUCAAGUCCAUCCAGGAAGUGCAGAAGCGUUUCCCGGACGGCGUCCCGCUGCUGGACCCCAUCGACGACAUGGGCAUCAAGGACCCGGCGCUGAAGAAGGUGAUCCAGAAAGUGGAGGCCUUCGAGCAUCGCAUGUACAGCCACCCUCUGCACAGCGACCCCAAGCUGGAGUCGGCCUACUCCCUCUGCGAGAAGAAGGCCCUGAUUGCUGCAGAUGUGCGGACGGCCAAACGGGAGCUGAAGAAGGCUCGCACCGUUCUGCAGUUGGAUCAGCUCAAGUGCAGGAAGAGGGUCCUGCGCAGACUCGGGUUCGCCAGUCCGUCUGACGUCAUCGAGAUGAAGGGGAGGGUCGCGUGUGAGAUCAGCAGCGCUGACGAGCUGCUUCUGACAGAGAUGGUGUUUAAUGGACUUUUUAAUGACCUCACGGUGGAACAGGCCACUGCGCUGCUGUCCUGCUUCGUGUUUCAGGAGAAUGCCAGUGAGAUGCCGAAACUCACAGAACAACUCGCGGCUCCUCUGCGGCAGAUGCAGGAAUGUGCCAAACGUAUCGCGAAGGUGUCGGCGGAUGCGAAGCUGGAGGUGGAUGAGGAGAGCUACAUGAACCAGUUCAAGCCGCACCUGAUGGACGUGGUUUACGCCUGGGCCAACGGCGCCACCUUCGCUCAGAUCUGCAAGAUGACGGACGUGUUCGAAGGAAGCAUCAUCCGCUGCAUGCGGCGCCUGGAGGAAGUCCUGCGGCAGAUGUGCUCCGCUGCGAAGGCCAUCGGCAACACGGAGCUGGAAAACAAGUUUGCAGAAGGGAUAACAAAGAUCAAGAGGGACAUCGUCUUCGCUGCCAGCCUGUACCUGUGA